GGCUAACGUAAACAGAGAUCUCUCUCAUUCAAUAUCAGUCGACAUUGAAUACCAAAAUAUUUCCUCUUUCUGUGAUAAAAAGAUGCCGGUAAAGAUUGAAGGAGAUGGAGAUUGCACAUCUCCUAUUAUACCUAAGGAAAUUGACAAUCUUGUAAAAGGAAUCAGAGAUAGAUUAUGCCUCAAAAGUCAGGAAAAACUAUCAAAAUACCGGUCGACACCGUACUCGAUAAUUCGUAGUCCGUGUCGAGAAAAUGGUGGCAGUGGAUUGUGUCAAAAAUGUAGUUGUAAAAGGAAUAACUGGAGAAGCUGUUGUUGUAAGGUGAAGGAGGAAGACGAAUCUCCUCAUAAACUGUUGGAAAAAUUGUUACACGAACAAACGUUAAUUCAGGAAGCCGUUCGACGUCUCACUUCUCGAAUGGAAUCAGCCAAUUCUGCCAUGUCAGUGCCAAUGACAUCUCAACAUCCAACCACACCACCUCAUGAAAAAUCUGAGCUCUUCGAUGUUGGCAGCUUUUCUAAAUCAUCCAGUUUAAGUUCUUUCUCAUUUGGAACUGUUAAUUGUGAUUGGUUUGAAUGUUAAUUAAUUCUUUGAAAUAAUUAUUAAUUAUGAAAAAAACAUUUUUCUAUUGUUUGAUGCAUCCAAAGGUGCUAAAAUUUUGUUACAUAAUUAUGUUAAAUUUA
Messenger RNA from Lottia gigantea (owl limpet), 681 nucleotides. RefSeq lists its product as hypothetical. The record is from RefSeq and is a predicted model, not a curated record. NCBI's taxonomy places the organism in Eukaryota, Metazoa, Mollusca, Gastropoda, Lottiidae. The transcript has 2 exons. The coding region runs from base 83 to 580 and encodes 165 amino acids.